This is a messenger RNA of Stegostoma tigrinum, 6258 nucleotides long. It is a transcript of the gene dapk2b, whose product is annotated as death-associated protein kinase 2b. Gene Ontology annotation, cellular component: cytoplasm; nucleus. Gene Ontology annotation, molecular function: ATP binding; protein serine/threonine kinase activity. The record is from RefSeq and is a predicted model, not a curated record. The coding region runs from base 62 to 1543 and encodes 493 amino acids. Lineage: Eukaryota; Metazoa; Chordata; Chondrichthyes; Orectolobiformes; Stegostomatidae. Gene Ontology annotation, biological process: positive regulation of apoptotic process; intracellular signal transduction; protein phosphorylation. The transcript is spliced from 9 exons.
CUGAUGCUGACAGAUUGUGAAUGCCCUUCCUGACUUGCAUGAUUCUCUGAGCCACCUAUCGAUGAGGACAUCUGGAAUGGCUUUCUUUAAGCAGCAGAGAGUGGAGGAUUUUUAUGAAAUUGGAGAAGAACUGGGAAGUGGCCAGUUUGCUAUCGUGAAGAAAUGCUGCGAGAAAAGCUCUGGAAUUGAAUAUGCAGCGAAGUUUAUUAAGAAACGGCAGGUUCGAGCCAGCCGGAGAGGAGUGAGACGUGAGGAAAUUGAACGGGAGGUUAACAUCCUACAGCAGAUCCAGCAUUCCAACAUUAUCACCUUACAUGACGUUUAUGAAAAUAAAACAGAUGUGGUCCUCAUUCUGGAACUGGUAUCUGGAGGAGAGCUGUUUGACUUCUUGGCUCAGAAAGAAUCUCUGAGUGAAGAAGAAGCAACUGCAUUUAUUAAACAAAUCUUGGACGGAGUGCACUAUCUCCAUUCCAAAAACAUCGCACACUUUGAUCUCAAGCCAGAAAACAUUAUGCUUCUCGACAAGGUACCUGUACCGCAUAUCAAGUUGAUAGACUUUGGCCUCGCUCAUACGAUUGAGGAUGGAGUUGAAUUUAAAAACAUAUUCGGAACCCCUGAAUUUGUCGCUCCAGAAAUUGUGAAUUAUGAGCCCCUUGGGCUUCCUGCAGAUAUGUGGAGCAUAGGAGUCAUUACCUAUAUACUGUUAAGUGGCGCUUCCCCUUUCCUCGGUGACACGAAGCAAGAAACCCUUGCCAACAUCUCUGCCAUGAAUUAUGACUUUGAUGAAGAAUUCUUUAGCCACACCAGUGAACUGGCAAAGGACUUCAUUAAAAAGCUUCUGGUGAAAGAUACCAGGAAAAGGUUAAGCAUUAAAGAAGCUCUUUCACACCCAUGGAUAAUGUCUCAUCAAAAGAAAGCACAGCGAAACAAGGAGAGCAAGAAACAGCAUCACAGGCAGCUGAAGACCAAACGUCUGAAAGAAUACACCAUCAAAUCCCACUCGAGCAUGCCACCCAAUAACACAUAUGUGAACUUUGAAAGAUUUGCCAAAGUGGUAGAGGACCUCUCUGUGAUGGAGACGACCUUCAGCGGGCUUACUUCAUCACACGAUUCUCUUCAGGAAGAUAUUGAUGCAUUGAUUUCAAUCUAUAAUGAAAAGGAAUCCUGGUACAAGGAAGAAAAUGAAAGUGUCCGACACGAUCUUUCCCAGAUUAGGUACGAGUAUCGUAAAGCUGAAUCCAAGAAGAAGCAGCUCCAAGAUGAAAUAAAAGGUGUGCAUAACGUGCUGAAUACAGUCAAUGCAAAAUACGAUGAACUAAAAUCCCAUUUUGAAUCUCUGAGCCAAGAGAUCUCUGCUGAAUUGAAAUGGGUCCAGGAAGUAAUCGCCUCUUUUCAGACUGAACAUAUGAAUGAAGGAUACCUGGAUGGAAACUUUGCUUCUGUCUUCAACAAAGAUCUGAAUGAAACCCUGAAGGAUCUGUUAAGUGGCACGUGCAAUGGAGAACUUAUCACCAGCCUAACAGCAUCAGAGUCGAGUCGUUAAAGUUACCUAAAGGAAGUCUGAUGACACCAGGUUCAUACAUGAUGUUAAAACAUAGGAAAAGUUUAACAUUUUGCUCAGACCAUCCUGGAGAAAGAAAACAGUUUGAAGCAAAUGUAUUUCAAUUAAAGCAAAGUAAUCAGGAUGCUGGAGAUCUGAAAUAAGAACAGAAGGUGCUGGAGUAACUCAGAACGUCUGACAGUAUUUGUGGAGAGAGAAACAGAGCUGAUAUUUCAAACCCAAUAUACAACAAAAUAUAUUAUAAAUUUUGGAAUGGUUCUGAUGUGUAAUAUCAUAUUGAUCUGUAACAUAAAGUUUACAUAGUAUAUUAAUGUUGCAGAAUGGAAGAGAGCAAUACUGGACUCGAUGUUAGCUUGGUUUCUCUCUCCACAGAUGCUCCAUACUACUGAGUUCCUCUGACACUUUCUGUAUUUCAUUUUUAUAUUUGUUUUGUACUUCUACUUUAUUUAAAUUCUGAAUAGGGCAAAAUUCAAGUAUUUUAUCAAGAUUGAGAACUAUUUGUAUUAACUUUUAUCUGUUCGACCAGCUUUCAACAAAAAAUCAGAACAAUCCUUUACAGCAUCGAUUUUUAAUCAAGUUAAAUGAAGCACACUUAAACAAAAUGAUAAACAAAACAAAGAAACAAUUAUUAACCAAAGCGAUGGAAGGGUAAAUUCAAUAGUUCCGCACUCCCAGCCAAGAGAUUGCUCUCCCAUUUGUCAGUUAGAAAAUCGUUUUUUUUUCUCCAAAGUAUUCUUCCUUUCAUCUUGGCUUCCACUGUGUGUGGAAGUUAUCAAAUAAUUAGAAGUGGUGUACAAUGUUAGUGUCCACAAUCUUUUAGUUUUACAAGCAUCUAUUUCUGCGUUGAUUUGUGGAAGAAUUUGAUCUGAGUGGUGUGGGACUGAAGAAUGAGGAUUGUCUUUUCAAUGAUGUGACCUCUGCCUGUGGAUGGCUAGUAAUGGAUUGAUUAGGAUAGUGAUUAUAUCUGACGUGAAUUAACUAACCUGUAUGUAUUUAGGAUUACAAACCCAAUUGCUGUAACUGGUCACUUUUUUUAAGUUGCUGCUGAGUUCCUUACUGAUUAAGUACAAAAGUUCAACCUGUAGUUAACCUUUUGAAUGAUCAGACCCUGAACAAGAGAAUUCCUCCUGUCAACGCAGCAAAAAUGUUGGAGCUCCUGGUGGAAAUGAAACUAUAUCACAUCCCUUCGACAAGCAAUUUGAUGCCUUUUUAGAACAUGCAAUAUUUCAUCGUGAACCCUGGUGGGCUGGAAAAUACAUUCAGCAGAGGUCAAGUUGACUUCCAUUGAAUAUAAUUUCUUCUUACCCUUAAAGCACAAAUGAGGCUUUGGGUAAUUGGACAGGUACCUGAUGUUUCCUAGGUAUCAAGAUACAGGUGGUGCCAGGCCAGGAUUAAGCUAAAUUAGCAUAGUUUAUUGGCUGCUUUUUUUUUUGACAACAUCUUAGAAACGAGUUUGAGAAAUUACUGUGAAUUAUGCUUUGGCAUAAACGUUAGGCGUGUUCAUCAAAUUCUCCUCUGUGCCUAACUGAGAUAUUAGGUAAGAUUUUAACUUGCUCUACACGUAUCCACAUUGCAGAAUUAAAAUCAGACCCAUUAACUCAUAUAAAAUGAGUGUUCAAAUAGUGAAAAAGUGAGUUUUGUUAUCAGCAUAUCAAGUGCUGGAACAGUAACUGUAAGUGGAAAGCAUCUUUAAUCCCUGUCAUACUACACAUUAUUUCCAAUGCUCACCGAAAGUUGAGGGUUUCUUUGAUACACCGUAAGUUUGCCUGGAAGUUAAAUCCUAUUCUAUUGGUACCUUUUUUUUUAAAGAGUGUGCCUAGUUUUGGAAAUCACUUGUGAUUUAUCUUUGCCAUUGGAAGCACUUUUAGUCUUGGGCAUGAAUCCAAACCACUCUGAGGCUGUCUUCCGUACAUCUACUGGCAUAUACCCCAAUGAAUACACCAAUAACCGGGUAUUAACCAUUACCUUCCAUAACUUUCUACUGUGCUGCAUCAAGUCAACGAUUUCCUUCAGCAUGUAACAACAUCUGAGAUAAGGAAAGAAUUUUCUUUUAUAAAGCACAAUUCAUAAGGGUAUACUGAAGUUCUUCGCAGUCAAUGUAGUACUUUUUGAAACCGGAGUCUGUUACGUUAACAAUUGGACAUUCUCCUGGAAGUUUGAAGAAUCAGUCCUGAUAUUUAUUUUUCCAGGUCUUAGUGCAAGUAUGCAGAUUAAGUGACCAAAUCACUGGAGAUUGGCUGCUAGACUUAUGGGUAGAAAUGCAAGUUGUAAUGUCUUGUAGUUUAUGGGAGACCAAUUGGAACACUGUCCCUUCCUAAUUGCAGUCAGGGACCAAGCACACGCUGGCAGCUACACCACUUAUAAGAGUUCAUUAAUUAUGGCAGGCUCAAUUAAAACACAACUACAUUUUUGAAAAUGUUUACAAGACAGUCACACCUGCCAAUAUGUACUUGCAUUUCACACAUGCUAAUCGAUGUUCUGCUCCUCUAACACUGUUAAUGAAAUUGCUUCCUGUACUUUCAGUUUAAAAAAAUUCAAGUUAACUAGUGUCUGAGGCAGGUUUAAAUAACUGCCAGGGUAUUUAAAAAUUAGCUGAGCUCAUCUCUCUUUUUCUUUUGGGAAGAACUUUUCCAGGCUAGAUUCAGAUCACCAAAAAGUGACUUAGGCCCAGGGUGCUGACAUCAUCCCACUGAGAAGCUUUCUCAAAGGAAACUGACAUAUUUUGCUGCCUGCUGACAUUUUAAAAAUUGCACCCUCUUUGCUCUGCCUGGUCUCGCUCGCGCUCGCUCUCACUUGUCUCUUGGCUUCCCUCUAGCCCCUCAGUUUCCUUCUCUGCUUGUCUCUGUCAUUCCCCUCCCUGUAACCUGUCUCUCUUGCUUUCUCCUCCAUCUGGUCAUCUUUCUCCCUUCUUCCACUGUCUAUCUGCCUGCCCCUUGCUGACCCCUGUGUCUGCCUGUCUCUCUCGCUUCCCUCCUGAUCAGGCAGUGAUAACCUUUAACACCCCCACACCAUUCUGACCAGGUAGACUGGGUAUAAUAGAGGUUGAGCUAUUCUAGGGCCAAGAAGAAUACAGUAAACACCUUAAAUAUAUUAAACAUGAUCUUUGUCUGGACGCCCUGCCCAAUCUUCUCAAAGGUCUGCAGGUCAAGAACUGAUCUGUUCAGUCACACAAUGAUCCAUGGAAGAAGCCAACCUACCCGGAGUGGACAUCAUCCAGGGACAGCCAAUGAUGACUGAGAUUGAGGUAGCAUUGAGUUGGAGGAUCCCAUUCCCAAUAAAAUCAUGGAAAAGGGUCUAGUGUUCUGCUGGCUCUAAGUUGAUGUGGGCUCUUUGGCACAAAUUGCGAUUCAAUCUACUCCGCAUAGGCUCUGAAAUUAGCCUCCUGCUGUCUUAAAUUAUCUAACCAUUGCGAUACUUCUAUUCCUUGCCCCCACAUAGCCUUAUGGAGACAUAAAGAUCUAUGGCAUAGGAAAAGCCUUUUUUGACCCAUCGAGUCUGUGCAAACAAAAACAAACAUCUAGCUAUUCUGAUCCUAUUUUCCACUACUUGGCCCAUAUCCUUGUCUGCUUGUGAUGCCAAAAUAUUUUACUUAAUAUAAAUAAGUAAAUAUAAUGGCGGUUUCUGUCUCCACCUUAUUUAUAGAUGAUGAAUUGCUGAUUCCACCACCCUCAGGGUGGAAAGGUUUUUCCUCUGAUCCGUUCUACACCUUACCUUAAAUCUAUACUCCUCAUCAUUGAUAUCCCCGUCAUCAAAGGGAAAAGUUUCUUGUCAACCCUAUCUAUGCUCCUCAUAAUUUUAUACAUCUCAAUCAUGUUGUCUCUUAAUCUCCUCUGCCCUAAGGAAAAGAACCCCAGUCUGUUAAAUUUCUCUUCAUAGCUGAAACUCUUACCACGAUGUUGCCUUGGUGGAAUCUCCUGUGCACUCUCUCCAAAGCAAACACAUCUGUCUAAUAAAUGUGGAUUCCAGAACUGCAACACUUUAUUUAAAUUUAUUUUAAACGCAUCCAUGAUAUUUUUCUUAACUGGUCCACCAUAGCGGCAUUAACAAGUGCCAUAUGUUUAUAAUCUCACCCCCAAACCCCCAUUAAAAUGGACUCUCAGUGUCUACUCUAUUGAAUCCUUUUCAGGAUUUUAAAGGCACUAUUGAAUCAAUUCUGCCAUUUCUUUCCAAUAGGAAACAACCACAAUUGGAUGUUUUGGUCCUAUGUAUUAAUCACAAUUCUGGGAUUUCCUUUCGGGACCUGAUUACUUUAUUGGGGGUUUCAAAUUGUGCCAAUCAGAAAUCUGAGUGGUUUCAAUUUCUGCCAGUUAUCAAAGGAUAUCAUCGUCUAUUUAACUACAUCGUACUCUGAAUAGUAUUGUUUAAAUCAUCAACAAAUUCCUGCAUAACAGCUUGUUCAUGAAUAACAAACAUGUUGUGACCUUGAACUCCCCUUAUCCUGAGCCUUGAACUCCCCUCAUCCUGAGCCUUUAACUCCAAAAUAUACUAAGGCUUUCCUUUUGUUUAGCUGGGUUUCGAGGAUUGAGCCUAUGGUCACAAUUAGUGUUGCCAAUGAGAAAAAUAUUGAAGAUCCAGUAAUGGCUGUUUUAUCGAAUGUCUCGCUGCAUAAAGGUGGUGGAUUAUUAAGAAAAAGUUAACCUCUUGUGUGCUGAUUAUUUUCUUUUGUAAGUGUGUAUCAUUUGAUGUCUUGCUGUGCU